AUGAGGACAUUUUUGUUAUUGUCGCUGGCUACACGCUGCUGGCCAAACAUGGCAUCCUACAGUCGGGUCGGGAGGUUGUGGAAUAUUUCUGCGUUAAUAGCAAGACCACACGCUGUUCGUAAUUAUGUUGCUGUACUGGGCAGACCCUCAGCCAAAAUGGCAGUUAACGUUACAGGAAGGCUGCCACUGCCAUCAGGCCCAAACCAUUUAUUUGUGAGAAACAUGUUCAUACAGACCCAAGACACCCCAAACCCAAACAGUCUAAAGUUCCUGCCUGGUCGCAUUGUGCUGGAGUCUGGGACGAUGGAUUUUGCUGGGCCUCGUGAUGCAUUUUCUUCUCCCCUGGCUAGGCAUCUGUUCAAAAUUGAUGGUGUCAAAGGCGUUUUUCUGGGUCCAGAUUUCAUAACAAUAACCAAGGCUGAUGAGACUAUGGAGUGGAAAGUAAUCAAGCCUGAUGUCUUUGCAACAAUCAUGGACUUCUUUACUACUGGACUUCCUGUGGUCAAUGAGGAGGCCACACCACAAGUAGAUACAGCCCCAUCAGAUGAUGAUGAUGAGGUAGUGUUAAUGAUAAAAGAACUUCUGGACACUCGUAUCAGGCCUACAGUGCAGGAAGACGGAGGUGACGUAGUGUAUAGAGGCUUUGAAGAUGGCAUCGUGAAACUGCAACUACAGGGCUCCUGCACCAGCUGCCCCAGUUCCAUUGUCACUCUCAAGAGCGGAAUCCAGAACAUGCUCCAGUUCUACGUCCCGGAGGUGGAGGGAGUAGAGCAGGUGAAAGGUGAGGAUGAAGAAGUGGAGCAAGGUGCCAAAGGCUGAACUCAGUUGACACAUGACAAUGAAAGACAUUCAUGUCACUCGCACUCAAGCAGCCAUGUUUCUUCGCUCUUCCUCCCUCCCUGCCUCUGACAGACAGCUACAUGCUACAUAGUUAAAUGAGGGCCUCAGAAGAUGGUCUCAUCAACAGCAGUGACCUGCACCCAGUGUAUUUAUGUCAUUGGUCUUUGCCUGGAGUGUUUUGUAGGCCCAGGAUUAGAAAGAUAUGGCUGGCCUGAAGAUGUAGCAGACAUGUAUCGUCUUGCUAUGCAACGGUCCUGCAGUGUUGUCCAGUCCAUUCUUCAGUUCCCCCCAACAGAGAAUCUAAAUGUUUUACUUCCGGUUUGCCUCAAUUUAUUUAUUGUGAAACUAUUAAAUGCCACUCUUGGAGGUGCGUGUCACAAAAUCUAUUAAGCACUUUGCACAACGCAAGUCACAACGCACAAAUGUAAUUAAAAUGUAGUUGAAGGAGAUUGUAUGGAGUAGUUCAAUGCAAAUGACCAGGUGGGCUAUUAUAAGUAGAACAGAUAUACAGUUUCUUACUAAGUCAGAGGCAAUUUACUCAAGUGUGACACAUGAGGUUUAUGACAACAUUGUCUUUUUGAACUUGUAACAUUACAUUUAAGUUAAUGGCCGUAUAUUUUAAUAUCAGAGUAUAGGCCGUGUAUCAGCAGUAAUAAACCAGAUUGUUUGAUUACUGAACUUUCAAAUAACAUUAGAUACCCAUCACCUUGUACAGAUUUCAUGCUAUUCAACAACUAUCUUACACUAGCCUCACUGGUUGGUUGUUAAAUGAUGUCAGGAUUCAAUGUUCUGAUUUCCUAAAUAUCAGCUUUGUAGGAAGGCAUUAUAAGGGGGGUGCAUUUAACUUCAAUUAUAAGUGGAAUACUACUGUAUGUAAUUUCUGAGAGCAGCAUACUGAUAAGGAAUAAAAUGUAUUUUAAUUA
Clupea harengus (Atlantic herring) is the source of this 1763-nucleotide messenger RNA. It is a transcript of the gene nfu1, whose product is annotated as NFU1 iron-sulfur cluster scaffold homolog (S. cerevisiae). Gene Ontology annotation, molecular function: iron ion binding; iron-sulfur cluster binding. The record is from RefSeq and is a predicted model, not a curated record. NCBI's taxonomy places the organism in Eukaryota, Metazoa, Chordata, Actinopteri, Clupeiformes, Clupeidae. Gene Ontology annotation, biological process: iron-sulfur cluster assembly. Gene Ontology annotation, cellular component: mitochondrion.